AUGAUGCAAAUUGAGUCCUUCCGAACUGACCUGCGCAACACCAAAGUGCUCCAAGGCCCAUUCCCAGUCCUCAAUUUCGACACGUUCCCAGAAACCCCACACGAUGCGUUCAAACAAUGGUUCCACGAAGCGACCGACGCUGGAGUGAGGGAGCCGCACGCUAUGACCCUAUCCACAGUAGAUGAAAAUGGAUACCCCGAUGCUCGUGUUCUCAUUUUGAAAAAUGUUGACGAUCGGGGCUGGCAUUUUGCGGUGAAAGCCGAUAGUCCCAAAGGAAAACAACUGCAGAUGAACGGGCGAGCCGCUUUGACAUUCUACUGGCCGCAGGUUGCGCGACAAAUUCGUGUAAAGGGAACAGCGAUCGCGUUAUCAGACGAGGAGAGUGCUCUUGACUACCAAUCACGGCCUUUGGCUUCCAGAAUCAGCGCUGUUGCCUCCAAUCAAAGCGAAGUUCUUCCAGAUUGGGAAGAAUUGACACGGAAUCUUGCCGAAACGAAACUAAAGAUGUCUGAAAAUCACCUGGUUGGCGUUACUCAAUGGAGGGUUUACGCUGUUCUUCCUACUAUCGUUGAAUUCUGGCAAGGGAGUGAUACUCGCCUUCAUCGACGUCUUCGGUAUUCUUACAAACAUGAGCAAAAUGAGUGGCAGAGGGAUUUGCUUUGGCCAUAA
Messenger RNA from Penicillium verhagenii, 669 nucleotides. Its product is annotated as pyridoxine/pyridoxamine 5'-phosphate oxidase. Lineage: Eukaryota; Fungi; Ascomycota; Eurotiomycetes; Eurotiales; Aspergillaceae. Bases 1 to 669 code for a protein of 222 amino acids. Gene Ontology annotation, molecular function: FMN binding; pyridoxamine phosphate oxidase activity. Gene Ontology annotation, biological process: pyridoxine biosynthetic process. The transcript has a single exon. The record is from RefSeq and is a predicted model, not a curated record.